CCGGAAAGAAAAGAGACAGCGUCAAUGAUACUAACUGUAUUGUAAAGAGCUCGGAACUCUGAUAGAAGAUAGAAUAGGUAGGUUCAGGUGGAAAAGAAGGGCAGAAAUAUGCUGAUAGGGAUCGAUGCAGUACAGCGGCGUACUUGCAGUACUGUAAACCGCCUUCAGCCGAGGUCAACAAAACAUCAGGCUCUCCAACAUGCCUCUUGACACCUUUCUGAGCAUACUUGGAGCUGAAAUUGAAGAUGCGGAAGAAGGUAGGUUGCUCAUCAGAGGGGAAGAUCAGCUUUAGCUAAGUAUUCUUCUAGAGUCAUUUCUACUCUUUUCCCAAUCUAUUCCAUCCCAAGACCUGGGCUUUGUGAAUUCGAAAGCCACAUCGUUAGAGUUGACGAUUGGUGAUCGAGAUCUGGUGAUUCAGCAGUCGCCAACUAUUCUUUCCUCAAACCGAGGUGGGGGAACUACCGGUGCAGGUACCGAUUCCUGCUCAUUCUUGCUUUGAAAUCUCUUGCUGAUACUCGACAGUCGUUUGGAAAAUUACUCCUCUGCUCGCUUCUUGGAUCUCCUCGCCAGCAAACAUUCUCUUCCAGCAACAAAUCUUGAACAAGGAAUCGGCAAUUCUAGAACUAGGCUGCGGUAUGUCCGCAAUUAUCGGUCUUGCACUUGGCCCAAGGGUUGCAUCUUACGUCUUGACAGACCAGCAAUACGUUGCAAAGCUGAUUUCCCAGAAUCUUGAAGCAAACCGCUUAUCUACAACAUCUUCAGACAAAAGUGGCAACAACCACACCAAGAAUAAGAAAGCAUCUAGCUCAGCGAAGAAAACAGCCCAGACCAGCAAUGUCGUAUUUCGCCCUCUAGAUUGGGAGACCGACGAGGUCACAGCUUCGUUAACUGGAUCCGAACAUCAGCGCAGUUUUGAAGUUAUACUGGCUUGUGACUGCAUCUAUAACGAUGCUCUCAUCAAGCCAUUGGUUCAGACGUGUAUUGAUGCUUGCAAACUCAGAGAUCUGGAUACUUCCAAAGUUGGAACAAACCUAACGGUCGUUGUUGUAGCUCAACAACUUCGUUCGGACGAGGUUUUUGAAUCAUGGUUGAGGGAAUUUAUGCAAGCGUUUAGAGUCUGGCGGAUGCCGGAUGAGAAACUGAUAGAAGGCCUCAAAACAGAUUCUGGAUUUGGCAUUCAUAUUGGAGUUCUUCGUUAGCAAGUAGUCAAUAG
Molecule: messenger RNA, 1213 nt
Organism: Hymenoscyphus albidus
Lineage: Eukaryota; Fungi; Ascomycota; Leotiomycetes; Helotiales; Helotiaceae
Source: the annotation of a GenBank genome assembly